CAACCGAGCCCCGUGAUUGGCCGCUCUGACCGACCAGCCAGGUCGAACGGGGAGGCAAAAAAAACAGAAGAGCCGCAAACACACACCCGCGACCGCCGCGUCCCCUUCUUCGCGUCCCCGCGUCCUCCUCGGAUCCACGUCCACGUCCCCGGCCACCGAGACACCGCCGCCAUGGGGUGUUUCUUCUCCAAGAAGUCCAAGCGGAAGCCCUCCGAGAGUGACGAGCGGACGACGACCGUCGACACCGCGGCGACGGGCAACGCGGCGUCGCUUGGCAACAGCGGCGGCGGGGAGGAGCCGCGGCAGUACAGCUGGGACAAGAGGGAGAAGGUGGACCCUAAAGACUACAUGCUGACGGGGCUCAAGGACGUGACGGUGGGCCGGCUGCCCGGCAAGCUCGGCGGCCAGCAGUUCGUCAUCCAGGACUGCGAGAACUGCGACAUCUACGUGUUCGACCACUCGGCCGCCGUCACCAUCGACGACUGCGUCAACUGCCGCGUGGUGCUCGGCCCCGCCAAGGGCAGCGUGUUCUUCCGGGACUGCAGGGACGUCAAGUGCGUGGUGGCCUGCCAGCAGUUCCGCACGCGGGACUGCAAGAAGAUGGAGGUGUUCCUGUGCUGCGCCACGCAGCCCAUCAUCGAGUCGUCCACGGGCAUGAGGUUCGGCUGCUUCCAGUACUUCUACCCCGAGCUGGCCUUCCACUUCAAGGACGCCGGGCUGAGCGUCUUCAACAACAACUGGAGCAACGUCCACGACUUCACGCCGGUGUCCGGGGAGACCAACUGGAGCCUGCUGCCGGAGGCCUCGGCCGUCCUGGAGUCGGUGCCGCCUCCGGGCCCCGAGUCCGAGUUCAAGUCCGUUCGGAUCUCCGCCGACGCCGAGCGCAGCAUCGUGCCUUUGACGACGGGGGGGCGGCGGAAGGCCAGCGAGGAGUCCUGCCUCUUUGUCUUCUUCGCCGGAGAGUACAGCACGGCGAACGCCCGCAAGCUGAUCGACGAGGCCUCUGCCAAAGGCUUCGUGCUCAUCCAGACGAAGGAGGUGUCCAUGCGGCCUGAAGACGUGAAGAGGGUGUUUCAGAACAGCGCCGAGUCCCUGGUGGAGUGUGUCACUAACGGGCCGGUCAUCGCCCUGGAGCUGAGCGGGGACGGCGUGGUGGAGGCCUGCAGGAGCAUCGCCGACGAGGUGUUCAGCGGCACCAAGGUCUUCGUCUCCGAUAACAAAAACACGUCCUCCAGAGACGUCGACAGCUUCUUCAACUUCGCCGACAUGCAGAUGGGCUUGUGAGCGAGCCGAGUGGCCUGAACAAAAACGGACGCCCCCUGAACGCCCCCGUGUGAGCAGCUUGUUUUUAAUCCUCAAAAGAAAUUUCGAGACGCAGCGGCACGUUUUACGCUCUGGUUUUCAUGGAGAAAUCCGCACGAGUCUGCAGAUCAAAGUCUCUCCCCCCCGUUUGUCUAAAAACAUCAGCUGCAAACAUCUUAACAGCCGUCGCUGAGAGUGUUAAGAUGUUUAUCCCUACGAAUGUAUCCCGUUGCUUUUAUCGAUUUGUGAAUGUAGCUCUCUGCUGUCAUUGUAAUUCAUUUUUUAAUUUAAAGCUUUGUUUUUAUUAAUGGAAAACACGAGUACACAAAUGUUCUUUCCUACAAGGUGUGUGUGUGUGUGUGUGUGUGUGUUUACAUUCAUACGUGUGAACACUUGUGUUCUAGCUGUUUUUUGUGACUUAGCCAACACCUGUGAGCGUUAUUAUUUUUGUAAUAUGUGUUUUAUACUGUGUUUUUGUACAUGCACACAUGACUUGCUCCCAGCUGUGCUGUUAUUGAGCCGACGUGAAGAAGCCGCAGACCUGAGUGCAAAACGUCCGUCUAGUCAGCAGCACGAACCUCUCAGAGUCUUAAAGGGAUGGACGAUGUUUUAGUGUGUUCUUCUCCGUGUGUUACCACAGCAGAUGUAUUUUAGACACCUCCGAUGAUAAUCUACUUAUUGUUUAAUCAAACGUUCCAUGGAGACUAUUUCCACCCCUUUACCUUCCUGCCGGGGGAUUCAAGCUUUCAUCUUUCUGACUCAUUCACAGAAACAGGAGCUGCUCUGCUGCUGACUGCGUCUUUUACUGCUUCUUUGUGGUAUUGUGUGUUUGUUUUUUUUAAAGCGUUUAAAUUUCAUCAUGAAAGUCUCACAAUAACACAAACUAGCUAAUGAAGGCGGCAGUAGAGCAGCAGCAAUCCGCUCUGUUCCGAGAGGUAAAAUCACCAGUUUUGUGAAUGGAGUCUGGUGACGGCUUCAGGAAGGCCUGUCGACAAAUACAAACUAUCCAUUGAAGAGCACGUUGUGUUGCUGUUAGACAUUUUGAGAACAAGCUGGAAUUGUUUUAUUUGAGCUGGUAAAACGUUAAGUCAGAUAAUUAUUCUCCUUUUUUACGUCGCUUUUAGAGGCAGCGCUUUAACGUCGGAGCCUAAACAACACUUUAGAAUCCCAGUAAAAAGCUUUUUGGAUUCGAUUGAUCCGACCAAUAGGAAACCAAACGAGACCGAUGGGAUUUCAUCAAACACGUUGCAGCUUCAGUCAAAGCUAAAUCGAACCUUUUUGGUCUGUUCACUUGCCUUUUAAGAGAAACUAACAGAGGGACGUCCUGUGAUGUACUUUUGUAAUUGUGAACCUUUUGUACUCGAGCACGCGUUGUGUUUUUUGUAGAGAACGCUCGUCUGUCUGUGAUUUGUGGUUUGGACUCUUAAAACAAAACCGUGUCUUUGUACAUUAAAAGCUGGAGGACACCUGAA
Molecule: messenger RNA, 2774 nt
Organism: Gasterosteus aculeatus aculeatus (three-spined stickleback)
Lineage: Eukaryota; Metazoa; Chordata; Actinopteri; Perciformes; Gasterosteidae
Gene: rp2
Product: RP2 activator of ARL3 GTPase
Biological process (GO): post-Golgi vesicle-mediated transport
Cellular component (GO): cilium; periciliary membrane compartment
Molecular function (GO): GTPase activator activity
Source: RefSeq, a predicted model, not a curated record